CGGGGCUUGAGCGCAUCACAUGGAGAGGAAACCGUCUCUCGUUACGCUCGUAUAAGUGGCCUCUCAUCACGCGCACGGCAUCAUCAGCAGCGGUGUUAAUGUAGGUGACGGAGUGGGGGAUACCAUCCCUAUGUGGUGAGAUCGACACCUGGGCCUUGUUCGUACGAUCGCAAGCACGCAUCAUCGGUGGGCGCGACAUGCUGGAAACACUAGGGGGAGUUCGGUACCGAUCGCCCCACGCCGUGCUUUGUCUGUGCCCCGUUGAGCGGUAAACACGCCGUGGGAAAGACGAGUCUUCCUCGGGUCUCCCCAACCCCGCCAACCAACCCACCAGGCCGCUUCGGGAGCCGGUGGACGCGAAGCGUCGGAGUUUUUUUUUAAUUAACUCACUACUUUUCCGCAAAAAGAAAAUUGUCAAUAUAUCCCCUCCUUUUGUUACGGUAUCUCUGGGACCUGCUUAUCCGGUUUUUAUUGACUCGAAGCGUACAAAGACCUCUUCCUCAGGAGAUUUUGUGUCUCGUGCAACACGUCCAGUGACCACUUUGAGCAACGGCAGCGCCGAGUUCACAGUCACUACAGUCAAAUAAAUCAGGUGUUUAUUGGCCAACCAUUUGAGGAAAUAAGCUCUACUCACACCCUUAAGAUCACCGGCUGCAGGGGACAGGUCGGUGUAGCAGUGCCCAACACUCGUGAAGCACCUCUAGAGUCGUCCCGGAACCAAGCAGACGCCAACUGAGCCGCCUUGUCGUCACCUCUUAGCUGGGGGGCUUCAGACGAGAUAAGCCGAGAUACAACGAGAAGUUUGGUGGAUUCGCCCGGGACUGUUGGCGAGGGAACAUCAUGGCGGCUAACAUCACUACCGAGGAGCCUUCCCAGGAUACGUUAGGAUGGAUUUAUAUUCUUACCGGCUCUUUGUCGUAUGUUGUAUGUAUCAUCGGGCUUCUAGCCAACACGUGGGUUAUCUGGGUACUGCUCAGGCGGCUUGGCCUCAAAACUGCCGGUAACAUGUACAUACUGAAUUUAGCAAUUGCUGAUGAUCUGUUCCUGGCUGGGCUGGCCCUACAGGCUGCCUACCAGAUCAAGAACAUUUGGCCGUUUGGGGAGUUCUUGUGCCGGGCCGCCCUGGCUUUUGACGGCCUCAACAUGUACGCUAGUGCCUUCUUCGUGACGGCCCUGAGCAUCGAGAGAUACAUGGCCGUUAGCCGGUCAAGCCGGGCGCGGCUUCACCGCAAGAGACGCCAGGCAGCGGCCGUGAGCGUCGUCAUCUGGAUAGCCGCCAUACUGGCCGCCUUACCGACUCUCCUUGCGAGCACCUACAUGUACCAAGAACACCAAAACGGCUCAUACCAUCUGUGCAUCACCGACUUCACGUCCUUCGGCCAGCCCGGCCGGCAGUUUUGGACCCAGGCCUUCAUCACCUACAACUUCGUCCUGGGACUCUGCGUGCCGCUGACCGUCAGUUGCUUCUGCUACGGGAGACUGAUCGUCCAGAUGAGAGAGGUCUCCAUGAGGAACGACGCGGGCGCCGAUAUCAAGCGCGUGACUCGCAUCGUCACCGGAGUAGUGGUAGUCUUCUUUCUGUGCUGGGCACCGUUCUACAUCUGCCGCAUGAUACUCGUCUACAACCGGGACCUUAACUACUGGGACGGUAGGCCAUUUGUGUUCGAGAUCAGCCUGCUCUUGACCUACAUCAACAGCUGUGUGAACCCGUUCAUUUACGCCCUGAUCAGCGAGAAGUUCCGGGAGAACCUGCCGUGUGUGUCGCUACGAGGACGCGGCUACAAGAGCGGGAAGCGGACCAUGGUCUGCGACCGGAACUCCACGGCCCUGACUGACAUCCAGCAUAACUCUGUCAUCACUCACAAUGAGUCUAGCUAGAGCUCAAACUCGGUGCAUACCAAAGUUUAGCGAGGCCGGUGACUGUUCCUCGUCUUCAUCGCAGCUUGCACGCGAUAACAUCAAACAAGUAAAGAGGUAGCCUGCCUUUCUCCACGACAGAUUUUUCCCGGAACCUUGGCUUCAUUUCUGGACUUAGCCUUGAGACUGCACUUGGCACGGACUAAGUCCCCUGAAUUGCAGUCUUUUCAGCUAAAUGCAGGUCCACUUUUCUGCGUCAGAAACACUGAACCGGCUCAUUCGAGGUUUAAGUUCGGACUAUUUCCAUUUGGCUCCGAUAGUAUGAGUCUCGAGGUGACACCGAACUUGAAAAUGAAGCCAGGAUUUACCCUGGUCAAAAUGAGAUUCCAAGGCCAAUGAGUGUAAGGCCACGGCUAAGAGAAGAGAAAAAAAUGGGAAUAACCGACAACCUCGAAGUACUCUUCAGAAGCUACGCCAUUAUAACCACGCCGGCAGACCAGGAGUUCAUCAAUAUUAGAUGCAUGAGGUGGUGGUGAGGCGCUGGAACCUUUUUCCUGAUGUCACCCACGCAGUCCCAUAAAUACCCUCUCAAUCUGCCCCCAAAAUGGCUCUGGGUAACACCCUCAAACUUUAUGGUCACUCCUCCUGGCUUUUCUGGGACCCGCCGUUCGUGAAAUUCUGAAGUGUGUGGGUUCGAUCAAGAACCACUAGUUGAUACGUGACGUACCUUGCGCCUGCGCAUUAACAUCAACGCACAAGCGUCUCUAGUUUGAGGCUGCCCCAACGAUUCGCUCGCCCAGCGCCCGAACAAGGCGCUGGGAAGGGCUGAUGGCCUUGCAGGAUGCAUUCCACCAAAUGGUUU
Molecule: messenger RNA, 2719 nt
Organism: Acanthaster planci (crown-of-thorns starfish)
Lineage: Eukaryota; Metazoa; Echinodermata; Asteroidea; Valvatida; Acanthasteridae
Product: somatostatin receptor type 2-like
Biological process (GO): neuropeptide signaling pathway
Cellular component (GO): plasma membrane; neuron projection
Molecular function (GO): neuropeptide binding; G protein-coupled receptor activity
Source: RefSeq, a predicted model, not a curated record